Molecule: messenger RNA, 1674 nt
Organism: Phaedon cochleariae (mustard beetle)
Lineage: Eukaryota; Metazoa; Arthropoda; Insecta; Coleoptera; Chrysomelidae
Source: the annotation of a GenBank genome assembly
AUGGCUUCAAUGACAAACUCUAUCACCCCAUGUUUCAACCUGAAAUCAUUAGAUGAAACAUCUUUAAGAAAGAAAGUUACAUUUAAUAUCAGCAACACAUCUGAUAUGGAAAAUCAACCUGGUGAUGUUCAAAAUCCUUUAGAACUAAAGAAUAAUUGUAAAUCUGCUAUAUCUAAUCCAACAACACCUCAAGCUCACAUUGAAUUCAGUCAGGAGCUGAAGAAAGUCAUAAAUGAAAGAAACAUUCUUACUUCCAAAACUAGAAAGACUGUUUUUGAUGCUUUGGAUCAGAUGAAAUCACAAAGUGAAGAAGAGAGUAGAAAUUACAAAAGAGAAAGAGCAUUGUUUGAAAUAGUUAACAGUGAAAUAAAAUAUGUUCAUCAGUUAGAGAUAAUCCUCAACUUCUUCAUGAAACCUACAAAGGAACAAAAACUGUUGAGAGCAGAUGAUUUUCAUAUUAUGUUUGGAAAUAUCAUCACCAUUUAUAAUAUAAACAAAGAAUUGUUGGAUGAAUUGAAUUUGGGAAUACAUAAUGUAACUAAUGCAUUCUCUAAGAUCAGUCCAUUCCUAAAAUUGUAUUCAGUGUAUGCAUAUGACUUUAAGCAUAUUCUAAACAUUUUACAGGAUGCAAGGUCUUUGAAUCCCAAUUUUGCUAAGUUCAUUGAAAAUCAAGAAUCUCGUCCUGAGGUUCAGAACAAAUUGUCUGCCCUAUUGAUAACACCAAUACAGCGUGUUCCUAGAUAUAAACUUUUGCUGAAACAACUUCAAGAACUGACUAAACCCACUGAAAAAGAAUAUGAUAGGCUCUCAGAUUGUUUGGAUAAAGUAACUGAUGCAGCAGAUCACAUCAACAAGAUUGUGAAAGAUCAAGAAAAUAUGCAAAGAAUACUUGAAAUCCAAAGAUAUCUGAAGAGUGGUGAACCAAUUAUAGUCAAGCCAGGAAGAACUUUGAUUAAAGAUGGAAUCCUUGUGAAAAUGUCAACAAAAAAUUGCCCCAGUGAACAACUGUAUACUGUUUUAAUGAAUGACAUCAUACUAUUUUCUAAAAUAAAAAAGGAGUUGAAAGUGAACUCCCUAAAAUGUCUCAGCAUUUUUCCACUUGGGAAAUGCAAGAUUGUAGAAGUUCUGGACAAGGGAUGUCUGAAAAUAAUUUGUCAAGAAGAAGAACUCAUUUUGUACCAUGAACAAUUUGAUGAGACAAAAAAUUGGAUUGAUAAAAUUCAAAAUGCCAUCAAGAGCCAUCUGAGUGACAGAAAAACUUUGAGGAAAGACAGUUCUUCAAGAAGGCCAGUUAAGAGAAAAGAUCUGCAUGAAUAUCAUGAAAUAGGCAUAAGUCCUGGGAAGCCUUUAAAAAAACUAAAAAUGGAAACUGAGCUGAACUUUUUAGGAACUGACUCAAAGAUGCCAAGGAAAUUAUUCACAAAUAAUUUCAGUAGUGAUCAUUCUAAUGACAUGAUUUCUAAUUCCCAGAACAAAACUGAUAAUGAUAUGGCAGUCAAAGAGGUGGCUGACUUGAAUCAUUCUGACAUAACUGAAGGUACUAGUAAACCAAAUGUGUCAAAAGAAGUUUUUGUUUUCGGAAGAUCACGAAAUAGUGACUUCACUUUCAAAAUUGGAGAGUUCUUAGGAGGCGUUGGAUCAUCAUUGAAAAAAAUAUUUGGUUUCAAAAAAUGA